AUGGACACGCAAGGGUACGCGGUUCCAAGGAAAGAUCUCACCAAGACGCUUAUGGCCACCGAUAUCCACGCCAUUUUCUCCGAUAAAUCGUAUCCGAUUUCUCCGUUUCUUCUCGGAUUCUCUGCUCUCUCACCGAACAAGUCAGUUCACUAA
This is a messenger RNA of Dovyalis caffra, 153 nucleotides long. NCBI's taxonomy places the organism in Eukaryota, Viridiplantae, Streptophyta, Magnoliopsida, Malpighiales, Salicaceae. The record is from the annotation of a GenBank genome assembly.